Bipolaris oryzae ATCC 44560 is the source of this 1338-nucleotide messenger RNA. Its product is annotated as glycoside hydrolase family 28 protein. The transcript has 4 exons. NCBI's taxonomy places the organism in Eukaryota, Fungi, Ascomycota, Dothideomycetes, Pleosporales, Pleosporaceae. Gene Ontology annotation, biological process: carbohydrate metabolic process. Bases 1 to 1338 code for a protein of 445 amino acids. Gene Ontology annotation, molecular function: polygalacturonase activity. The record is from RefSeq and is a predicted model, not a curated record.
AUGCGUGUCACCGACAUCAUCUCGUGCGCCCUGCUACAAGCGUCGAUAGCAUUAUCGACUCCAGUUGAAGAACUUGGAACAGAGGCUGUUGCGGCAAAACACCCGUCCGUGCCGUCUCGCCCGGGAAAGGCAUCCUUGGUGCCGGGUUCCCGAAACAAGACCUGCACGCUCAAGGCUCUCGGUGGCGGCAAGGAUGACUCUGCGAAUAUUCUCAGCGCUGUUAAGGAAUGCAACAAUGGAGGUCAUGUUGUCUUUCCCAAGAACCAGCAGUUCACCAUUGGCACUGCUUUGGAUCUUACGUUCCUCAAUGGCAUUGACCUAGAUAUCCAAGGAACCAUCCAAUUCACAAACGACACUGAUUACUGGCAGGCCAAUUCCUUCAAGCAGGUUUUCCAGAAUGCAACCACCUUCUUCCAGCUUGGAGGCAAGGACAUCAAUGUCUACGGUGGCGGUACCCUAGACGGCAACGGCCAAGCCUGGUACGACCUCUACGCCAAAGACAUUUACAUCCUACGACCCAUUCUCUUUGGCCUGAUCGGCGCCAAAAACACUAGGAUCUCUGAUCUCAAGUUCCGCUACAGCCCACAGUGGUACACUCUGGUCGCCAACUCGAGCGAAGUUGUCUUCUCCAACAUUGACAUUUUCGGCGACAGCACAAGCAAGAAUCCCGCCAAGAACACUGAUGGCUGGGACACCUACCGCUCCGACAACAUCAUCAUCCAAAACUCCAACAUCAACAACGGCGACGACUGCGUCUCCUUCAAGCCAAACAGCACAAACAUCCUCGUGCAGAACCUCGUUUGCAACGGCAGCCACGGCAUCAGCGUCGGCUCCCUCGGCCAGUACCCCGGCGAAGUCGAUAUUGUCGAAAACAUCCUCGUGCGCAACAUCUCCAUGUCCAACGCCUCAGACGGCGCACGCAUCAAAGUCUGGCCCGGCGCCUCUUCCGCGCUCUCCGGCGACCUGCAAGGCGGCGGCGGCAGCGGCGCCGUACGCAAUGUCACGUACGACGGCAUGAUUGUCAAGAACGUCGAUUACGCGAUUGAAAUCACGCAGUGUUAUGGACAAAAGAAUUUGACCUUGUGCAAUCAGUUCCCCUCCAACCUCACAAUCUCCGACAUCACCAUCAAAAACUUCAAGGGCACAACGAGCAAGAAAUACGAUCCCCGCGUCGGCUACGUCGUCUGCUCCAGCCCCAAGGUAUGCAGCGAUAUCUCGAUUGAGAAUAUCGACGUCAAGAGUCCGAGUGGCACAAAUCUUUUCACCUGUACGAAUAUCGAGGGGAUCCAGAGUCAGGUAAAUUGUACCGUGGAAGGGGACAAGGGUGGUCACUCGUAA